UAUACUUUGGUCGACGACGACGAAGGCACAAAACAGAGGCGAAGAAAAUCAAAGGGAAAAGUGAAGGCUGUGCGAGUGCGAGAAGAAAAACUAGGUGGUUGCUUGCUGGCUGCUGGCACAAAAGUUUUCCUUUCGACUUUUUCCGUCGCGUCGCGAAAAUCUAACGGGAACAGUGUCAUCGUAUCGGGGUGUCGUCAUCACGGGGAAAUGUUUUCGGUUCGCAACGGAUUGUCGGAGGCCAACACCAGCUUCUCAUCCUGAUGAUUCGCGGUUCGAAACGGGGAAAAGUCGUCGUACGUAAAGCUCCUUCUGCCAAGCCCGAACGGAGCGAAUCUGUGAGCAUUGUUUUGGGGAAAGCAGAAAAGAAUAAUAAUCGGUUGCUGGUUGAUGAGUGUUUUGUCCUCGGCGGAUGAAGAGUCGUGAAAAGGCCACGAGAAAGUGCUGUAAGUGGCUGGUGUUGGAGUAGGUCCUUCCUCUUCCGAUUAUUCUGUGCCGUGAAAGAUUGUACGUAUUUGGUGGUGUUUGUGUUCCGGAGAUCACUCCGAGAGAGUCUUGAGGAAGAGGAAGGGAGUUUUGUUUAGAUAGUCGAAUAGAAUGCGGACAUUGAACGGGUUCUGGUGCUUCCUGCUGCAGUAUGUGGCCCUGUCGGUGGUUUUGUCCGGCUGCGUAGCCACAGCGGACAAUAUUCCGUCCGUUCCGACGCAUAAUAUGUCACACAAGGAGCGGAAUGAGCUGAAGGAAGAAGCCAGGGAAAUGUUCUAUCAUGCCUACCGGGCGUACAUGGAGAAGGCCUAUCCGGCGGAUGAAUUGAUGCCCCUGAGCUGCACCGGAAGGUACCGAGGAAUAACGCCAUCUCGAGGGGAUCUGGAUGAUGUUCUGGGCAAGUAAGUCGAAGUUCCAUAAAAUCCCACAUCAAAAUAGUAAAAUAGAGGAAAAAAUAAGCUCAAUUCUGUUACCUAUUAUUGCUCAUUUACGACUUGCUACGUGUUCGUUUCUGAUAAGACAAACGACAAGAAAAUAAAAAGUAAACAGAUCUUUUGUACAAGGGUGUUGGUAAAUAGAGCUAACAAUACGACGAUUCAUGCAAUUCGUUCA
Aedes albopictus (Asian tiger mosquito) is the source of this 1095-nucleotide messenger RNA. RefSeq names its product ER degradation-enhancing alpha-mannosidase-like protein 3. Gene Ontology annotation, molecular function: mannosyl-oligosaccharide 1,2-alpha-mannosidase activity; calcium ion binding. The transcript has 2 exons. Bases 595 to 888 code for a protein of 97 amino acids. Gene Ontology annotation, cellular component: endoplasmic reticulum; membrane. NCBI's taxonomy places the organism in Eukaryota, Metazoa, Arthropoda, Insecta, Diptera, Culicidae. Gene Ontology annotation, biological process: mannose trimming involved in glycoprotein ERAD pathway; carbohydrate metabolic process; endoplasmic reticulum mannose trimming. The record is from RefSeq and is a predicted model, not a curated record.